This is a messenger RNA of Anisakis simplex (herring worm), 2133 nucleotides long. The record is from the annotation of a GenBank genome assembly. NCBI's taxonomy places the organism in Eukaryota, Metazoa, Nematoda, Chromadorea, Rhabditida, Anisakidae.
AUGGCUACAGUUGGUCCUGAUGCUAAAUCAGCUCGUGAGGAGUAUCUCAAAAAAUAUCUCUCUUCUGAUGCAGAUAAGACAAAGAAGAAAAGCAAAAAGAAGAAACAGCAAUCCAGUAAUGCACGAGGGAUGAAAAUUAUUGAGGAUGAUGCGUUCAUCGCAGUUGCACCCGAAUCAUCGAAUAUUCCGUCAGAUGAAGAUGAUCGAGAAGAUUUGAGGCGCGAAAUUGAAGUCGAAGCUAAAUUAGCUGAAAUGAAGCCGAAAUUCAAGAAAGGAACAUUUCAAAGUAUUGAUGAUUCGGAAGUCCCAUCACUGCCAGGCACUUCGAAAUAUUACACUCAGUCAACCCGUCAUGGUUUGUGUUUUGUUUCAACCUCUGAACUUUUCAUGAGUGUUUUACACAUCAGAAUUUCGUAUGAAUUAAUUCUUAUUAUUAUAUUCAUGCGUUUCCAUUCUGGAUUAUCUAGUUUUCCGAAUGAUACGUUUUCGCGGUAUUUCAGUUCAUCAUUUUCAGAUCACUCGAACAUUAUUUAUCUCGAAUUGAUUUCUGUUGCAGAUUCUGAUGACAGUCCAUCGCCAGGCCGCUGUAACGGUCACCAGGAUGAUGAUUUAUCACCAGAAAAAGGACGGUCGAAACGUGUAGAUGAGAACAAAGUUAAGCCUAAGAGGAACGUCCGUUCGGAUGAGGAUCUAUCACCGAAGAGAGCGAGAGCUCAUGUUGAUUCUAAUGACGGCCUUCCGGUUAAGAGACGUGGCGGUCAUAUGGAUUCGAAUAAAGACUUAUCGCCCAGAAGGAAAAAAAGCUCAAAGGGUCGUGAUGAUUCUGAUGAUGAUUUCUCUCCGAAGAGGGUGAGAAGAGCUCUUGCCAAUUCAGCUGAUGACCAUUCGCCUCGAACGUUGAGGAAACGUAUGGACUCAGACAGUGAUCUGUCACCAAGAAGAAUUCGCAAAAAUGGCGUCGAUUCCGAUGGUGAUUUAUCGCCUCCAAGAUCCAGAGGCCUAAACGGUAAGAUGUCACCAAGACGACGAUCGCACUAUCGUGGUGAUUCGAGAUAUGACACUGAAGCAGUGAAGAGGUCAAGGAAUUCGGAUGCAGAUCAAUCACCGAGAAGAGAAUCAAGAAGACGUCACGACUCGGGUAGUGACAUUUCACCAACGAGAGUGCGAUCAAAACAGAGAUUCGACUCAGGUGAUCAUUUUUCAGCGAGGGAUAUGCGAAACGACGGUCGGUCGGUCGUCUUGAAACGAACAUAUGAUUCAAGACGCAAUCGUCGAGACUCUGAUGACUCAGAUGCAUCACCUCAACGAAGGCGUCAUCGUGAAGGCGAUGCUCAAACGAGAUCAGGUCGAGAUGUGCAAUUGAAUGGAAGUCAAAAGCUGACUGAAAACAAUGACUCAGAUACUGAUUCAUCACCUCGAAGAAGACAAAGACAAGAUCCGAGUGGGGAUUCGCGACGAAAACAUGACCGAUCAGAUGCUGGCGAUUCAGAUUCAGGCGAGCGUCGUGAUGGAUUGACUAAAACGUUAGAUGGUAAAAAAGCUGGACUACAGACGGCCGAUGCACUUCGCGAUGAAAUGAAACAGCUUAAAGAGCGCGAAAAUAAGGUGUUCGAAAAUUUGGACAAAGACAUAAGUGGCCGUGAUGCUGAAGUGGUUCGUCGUUCGAAAAUGACCGGUAAAGGACGUGAAACACGUGAGGAUAGGGAAAAGAAGGAGAGGGAAGCUAAAAAGCAGGAGGAACUCAAUCAAAAAUAUAAGCAGUGGAAUAAGGGUGUGGCUCAAAUCAAAAAUCGUGCUGAAAAGCUUGAAGAAAUGGCGCGUGUCGUCGAUGAAGGUUUCACACGUCAUGCGGACAACGAAGCAAUGAAUGUGCACAUGAAACAGAUAUUGCACGCUGAAGACCCAAUGUUGGAGUAUGUACAAAAGAAGAAAUUAAAAAAGGAAAUCAAAACUGGUUUAGUUUAUCCAACCUAUAAAGGUGGAUGGCCACCGAAUCGUUUCUCGAUCCCACCUGGUUAUCGAUGGGAUGGAGUGGAUCGUUCGAAUGGUUUCGAAGCACAAAUUGCAAAAGUAUCGAAUCGAAAAGUGGCUAAUGAACGCGAAUAUUAUGAGAAUAUUUCAAAAUAUGAAUGA